UAUACAUAUCAGUUGAUUUUCAGUUCAUUUGAUCAAAAAUUGAUAACGCUUACAGGCAAUUACAUCACACUAAAGUCUGUAUUUAAGACUCGAAAACUUCACCAAACCGAUAUAUUCACAAUGCUUUUUGCAUUUAUUGCUCUCAUCAUUAUCCAGCUCACAAAUGCAUCUUUACCCCCAAUUUGCGUCGAUGGGUAUACUCUGGUCAAUGGAAAAUGUUUGAGGCUGUUCCAUGAAGAAACUUAUCAUACUCGUGCUGAACAAACCUGCAGGAUAUUUGAGGGAACACUGUUCGAUGUGAAGAAUGCAAUUGACAAUAGAGCUAUAGCUUCAUUCAUCGGCAGCCAAGUGGAAACUGUUUGGAUGGGACUGUUCUGUUUCAACAACAAUCUCUGCUUGUGGGAUGAUAACUCGGGCUCCACGGCAGCGUACGACAACUUUUCGCCAGGCAACCCAAAAGUUACCACUGGCAGCUGUGUCUAUUUUGAAACUUCGAGCGGGAGGUGGCUCAGUGCACCGUGUACGGAGCCAAGAUCAUACGUGUGUGAAACUCCGUCAACUCAUGAGGAUCCCUGCUACUACAACUACAACAACUAUUGCUACACCUUCUCCCAUAACCAGUCAUCCUUCACAACCGCUCAGGCAAUCUGCGAGGAGGAAUGCGGAAACCUAGUCUCAAUCCACUCAGCUAACGAGAACCGUUAUCUCAUGAACAUAGCCAGCCAUAGAGCUUCCGAUAACGUUCUUAUUGGAGGCAUGUGGCCUAUGGAUCACAUGAACACCUGGGUGGAUGGAACUAUGUGGGACUACAGUAAUAUCGACUCAGUUUAUAAUCCGAAGAAUCGGUGUAUUGCCAUGGCGAAUAAUGGAACAUCGGAAUAUAAUUUGGGACAAUGGUUCGGUGUUGAUUGCGAAGGUCUGUCCAGCUUCUUCUGUAAGCGGCCUGCCGGGGUGCCAUGCUCCACAGACCAGCCGAAGGUCACAGUGACACCUGUCCCAUCAAAUGAGUCAUUCUGCAACUCUACUGUCCUGAUGACCCCCGGAAUUAUAACAUCACCAAAUUACCCACAAAACUAUGACAAUAACGUGUACUGCAGCUACAAGCUCUCCACCUUGGGAUCCUACAACAUCCUCCUUGAAUUUACAUCCUUCUCAACAGAGGAGAAUGUCGAUCUGGUUACGGUAUACGACGGGGAAUCAACAAAUGGGCUGAAAAUUGGAACUUAUAGUGGAUCUCGUGAGCCAUUCCACUUGAUUUCAAAAGGAAAUAACUUCUUCGUCACGUUCGCAACAGAUUCGAGGAAUGUCUUCAAAGGAUUCAGUGCCACUUUUGUGGCGUAUUCUACUUAAAUUCUAAUGAAUUUUAAAUAAAAGUUUCAUUAAUAAAAUAUAUGAAAAAAACGCUUAA
This is a messenger RNA of Caenorhabditis elegans, 1408 nucleotides long. RefSeq names its product C-type LECtin (gene clec-3). Gene Ontology annotation, molecular function: carbohydrate binding. Lineage: Eukaryota; Metazoa; Nematoda; Chromadorea; Rhabditida; Rhabditidae. The transcript has 4 exons. The record is from RefSeq and is marked reviewed. The coding region runs from base 121 to 1350 and encodes 409 amino acids.